Messenger RNA from Hansenula anomala, 1750 nucleotides. RefSeq names its product putative serine/threonine protein kinase SPS1 (gene SPS1). Gene Ontology annotation, molecular function: protein kinase activity; ATP binding. The coding region runs from base 1 to 1380 and encodes 459 amino acids. Lineage: Eukaryota; Fungi; Ascomycota; Saccharomycetes; Phaffomycetales; Wickerhamomycetaceae. The record is from RefSeq and is a predicted model, not a curated record. The transcript has 3 exons. Gene Ontology annotation, biological process: protein phosphorylation.
AUGGGAUUAGAAGACACUAUUGAGCCUACAGAAUUGUAUGAAAUUGAAGAAUGUGUUGGUAGAGGAAAUUUUGGUGAUGUUUAUAAAGCUGUUGAUAAGAAAUCAUCCAAAGUUGUUGCUAUUAAGGUUGUUAAUUUAGAAGAAACAGAUGAUGAAAUUGAUGUAUUAGUUCAAGAGAUUUCAUUCUUGUCUCAGUUGAGAUCAAAUUAUAUCACAAACUAUUAUCAAACGUUUGUUAGAGAUGUAUGCAUGUGGAUUGUUAUGGAAUAUUGUGGUGGUGGUUCUUGUGCUGACUUGUUAAAAUGCCACAAGUUCUUGAAUGAAGAUGUUGUUUGUUUUAUUGUUCGUGAAACUUUGAAAGGAUUAGAGUAUUUACAUUCGGAAAGGAAGAUCCAUAGAGACAUAAAAGCUGCAAAUAUCUUGUUAACAUCAAGUGGGAAUGUCAAAUUAGCAGAUUUUGGAGUCUCUGGUCAAAUAACUGCAACUCAUGUUAGAAAAGAUACUUUUGUCGGAACCCCAUUUUGGAUGGCACCUGAAAUCAUUACACGUAAAACAGGCUAUAAUGAAAAAGUUGAUAUUUGGUCUUUAGGUAUAACCACAAUUGAGUUAGUCACUGGGUCUCCGCCUUAUUCUGAUCAUGAACCAAUGAAGAUUUUAUUUCAAAUUCCAAAGAAUCCUGCUCCUUUAUUAACAGGUUCCACAUAUAGUGAUUACUUAAAGGAAUUUGUUAGAUUUUGUUUGAUUAAGAACCCAUCACAUAGACCAUCAGCUUCAAUCUUGUUGAAAACAAAGUUCAUCAGGCAAUGCAGAAGACAUAUCAAUUUGGUUCCAUUGAUACAACAGAAGGAUAAAUGGAUGCAAACACAUAGACCAAAUGCUAAGAAACCAAGAUAUCAUAUUGACGAUAAAUUGUAUACAAAGAGUGAAGCAAGUUUUAAAUGGAAUUUCACAAACACCAAAAGACAAAAACGUGCAUCACAUACAAAUUCAGAUCUUGAAAAUAUCUAUAAAGAGUUGAUGGAAUCUAGUCGUCCUAAUAGCGCUGGUGAUUCCACAGUUGAUGAAAUAAGUCCAGUGACUUGUGUUGACUCUUCAGAAACUGAUUUAACUUCACCAGAGUACAAUAAAGAGGAAGAGAAUGGGCAAAAAGACCAAGCAGAUAAACUACAACAAAUUGACUAUUUAAAUGAAGUUGUUUUGCAUUGCUUCAAAAGAGUUCAUCAUAGGGCGAAGACAUCAGAUACCAAAGAUGCUGUUUCGAAUCUUGGAAAGCAGUUUGUUUUAGCUGAAAGGACCCAGCCUGGAUUGGCUGAAGCAUUAUCGGAGGAGAUUUGGUUAAGAAUGUGUCGCUUAAGAGGUGAUUCUAACUCUUUAAUUUGAGUUCUCAUUAUUGUAUAGUUCUAUGUACUUUUGUUAAUUGAUUAUUUCUUCAUGUUUCGCGAAACCGUGUACUACAGUAUACAUAACAUCUCGCCUAGAAGAACUACAAUCAAACUAAAUUAGAGGAAAUAAACUAGAAAUCUUCUUUAUGGAAUGGAGAUUUGUCAGUGGGUCAUUUUCUUGAAGUUAGUUAUGGCGUUUCACAAGGGAUCUCAAAUUCUGAAAAGCCUCGCGUAAAUUACGACUGUCACAAAAACAAAAGUUGAACCACAAAAAGCAUACAGACGACAAGUUGUUUCUCACUACUCAUUUCAGUCUAUUGAUAACCAUCAUAGAUAAAAGAAAACAAGUUUCCAUAAAAUCAAACAUG